Molecule: messenger RNA, 2790 nt
Organism: Acinonyx jubatus (cheetah)
Lineage: Eukaryota; Metazoa; Chordata; Mammalia; Carnivora; Felidae
Gene: FSCN2
Product: fascin actin-bundling protein 2, retinal
Exons: 4
Coding region: 300-2453 (717 amino acids)
Biological process (GO): establishment or maintenance of cell polarity; cell migration; actin filament bundle assembly
Cellular component (GO): actin cytoskeleton; cytoplasm
Molecular function (GO): protein-macromolecule adaptor activity; actin filament binding
Source: RefSeq, a predicted model, not a curated record
CAGGAGGCGGGGCACAGGGCCCGAGGCGUGGGCCUGGGCGGCCGCCAGAAGACAACAGGGAGGUGGGCAGCCCCGGGGCGGGCGGAGCUCUCCAGCCGUGCAGGCCCUGGGGCUCCGGCCGCUCACUGGUGAAGUCCAGGAGUGGCUGAAAUCCAAGCUGGGGUAACAAAAGGCAGCCGCUGUCCCUAAGCCGGCACAGCUCUGAUCCGCCCUCCCACCCGCCCUCCACUGCCCGCGGGCCACGUAAGAACGGCCCCGGGGGCCCCGCAGCCGCUGGUCAGAGGGCAGCGGGUCCAUGCAUGACGCCGGCCAGGCCUCCGGGGGACCUCGGGGGCCGUGAGCACGCAGAGAGAGCUUCCCGGGCCCCUGGGGGGCGGGGGGCGGGGGGGCGCCGAGGGCCAGCCCCGAAGAUGCCCACCAACGGCCUGCACCAGGUGCUGAAGAUCCAGUUUGGCCUGGUCAACGACACCGACCGCUACCUGACAGCCGAGAGCUUCGGCUUCAAGGUCAACGCCUCGGCACCCAGCCUCAAGCGGAAGCAGAUGUGGGUGCUGGAGCCGGACCCGGGGCAGGGCCCGGCCGUGCUGUUCCGCAGCAGCCACCUGGGCCGCUACCUGUCAGCCGAGGAGGAUGGGCGCGUGGCCUGCGAGGCGGAGCGGCCGGGUCGUGACUGCCGCUUCCUGGUCCUGCCGCAGCCCGACGGGCGCUGGGUGCUGCGGUCGGAGCCCCACGGCCGCUUCUUCGGUGGCACCGAGGACCGGCUGUCCUGCUUCGCCACGGCCAUCUCCCCGGCCGAGCUGUGGACCGUACACCUGGCCAUCCACCCGCAGGCCCACCUGCUGAGUGUCAGCCGCAGGCGCUACGCGCACCUGUGCCCGCAGGAGGACGAGAUGGUGGCGGACAGCGACACGCCGUGGGGCGUGGGCGCGCUCAUCACCCUCAUCUUCCAGAACCGGCAGUACUGCCUCAGGUCCUGUGACAGCCGCUACCUGCGCAGCGACGGCCGCCUCGUGUGGGAGCCCGAGCCCCGAGCCCGCUACACGCUGGAGUUCAAGGCCGGCAAGCUGGCCUUCAAGGACUGUGAUGGCCGCUACCUGGCGCCCGUGGGCCCCACUGCCACGCUCAGGGCGGGUCGCAACACGAGGCCCGGCAAGGACGAGCUCUUCGACCUGGAGGAGAGUCACCCGCAGGUGGUGCUGGUGGCCGCCAACCACCGCUACGUGUCCGUGCGGCAAGGGCUCAACGUCUCAGCCAACCAAGACGAGGAACUGCAUCAUGAGACCUUCCUGAUGCAAAUUGACCAGGAGACAAAGAAGUGUACCUUCUAUUCCAGCACGGGGGGCUACUGGACCCUGGUCACCCAUGGGGGCAUCCAGGCCACGGCCACACAAGUUUCGGCCAGCACCAUGUUUGAGGUGGAGUGGCGCGGCCGGCGGGUGGCACUCAAGGCUAGCAAUGGGCGCUACGUGUGCAUGAAGAAGAAUGGGCAGCUGGCGGCCACCAGCGAUUUUGUGGGUGAGGACGGCGAGUUCAUUCUCAAGCUCAUCAACCGCCCCAUCCUCGUGCUGCGGGGCCUGGACGGCUUCGUCUGCCACCGUCGUGGCUCCAACCAGCUGGACACCAACCGCUCGGUCUACGACGUCUUCCGCCUGAGCUUCAGCGACGGCGCCUACCACAUCCGAGGUGCGGAUCCGGACGGGAGUCGGGGGCGGGGGGGGGGGGGGGGCGCGGGCCGGGGACGCGGCGAUCGGGAAGGGCCCGGGAGGACCCCCGCCGACCGCGUCCCCCGCCCCCAGGCCGUGGCGGCGGCUUCUGGUACACCGGCAGCCACGGCAGCGUGUGCAGCGACGGCGAGCGCGCCGAGGACUUCCUCUUCGAGUUCCGCGAGCGCGGCCGCCUGGCCAUCCGCGCCCGGAGCGGCAAGUACCUGCGCGGCGGCGCCUCGGGGCUGCUGCGCGCGGACGCGGACGCUCCCGCCGGGGUCGCGCUCUGGGAGUACUGAGCGGGUGGCCGGCCUGUCCCCCAUUAAACCGUGUCUGUGUCGCAGCGGCCGGCGGGCUCCGUGGCGCCACCGGGCGGGGAGGGGUGUACGCGGAGGGUCUGCACCUCGGCCCCGGGGGUCGUUGGGCCUCCCCAUCCCUCAGCGCCGGAGACCCAGGGCUGGGGAGCUGGGCCGGGAGGAGGGUCCAGCUGGCCGGCACACCACCCCUCCCGUCCAGGGACAGCCCGGACCUUCUCUGGCUCCACCUUGGUUUCCCCCCAACCCCCACCAGCUGCUGUCACGUGUUGGCCACACAGCUGCUCCCCAACACCCAGGGAGAAGAGCCCCCCUUCGACCUGGCGGGACGGGGUGGGGGUGGGCUGCCUGGUCCGAGACCCUGCGUGUUGCAGCUUGCAGGGGCUUCGGGGUGAGGUGUCUGCUCACACUUUUCUCCCCAGGGGCAGGGUUUUAGAAAGCCCUGGAAGCAAAAGCGACCCCACCCAUCCCAAGCAGGGCUGUGUCUGGCUAACCCUGGGGAGAGAGCCCCUCUCAGCCCCUGCACCCACUUGUUGCUACCAGGCCAGGAAGGGGGCUCCAGGCCUCCUAUCCCCAGGGCGCCCCCCUACUCACAGACCCUGAGCCUGGGCACCUGCAGGCUGGGCUCCCUGUGGCCAGGCUGGAUACCAGGACAAAGUCUGUGGUUCACCAGCCAGCACCCAGAGCCCCCAGCCCUCCAGGACCCCCACCCAGGCCAAUUCCCCUUGGAUGGGCUGGGUGACCUAGGCCAUGAGGUGAGAGCCUAGGGAGAG